Messenger RNA from Gasterosteus aculeatus aculeatus (three-spined stickleback), 1715 nucleotides. RefSeq names its product 5-hydroxytryptamine (serotonin) receptor 1A b (gene htr1ab). The record is from RefSeq and is a predicted model, not a curated record. Gene Ontology annotation, cellular component: plasma membrane. Gene Ontology annotation, molecular function: G protein-coupled serotonin receptor activity. Gene Ontology annotation, biological process: regulation of vasoconstriction; positive regulation of MAPK cascade; adenylate cyclase-activating adrenergic receptor signaling pathway. NCBI's taxonomy places the organism in Eukaryota, Metazoa, Chordata, Actinopteri, Perciformes, Gasterosteidae.
GCAGACAAAUGACGCAUUUUCCAUCACUGGUAUAAAUACACAGCAUCAUUCUCUGUCAGCAGCCGAGACUCACAGUUCAGACCCUCUCUGCUGCACCAGGCAGUCCAACAGUCCACUAUGUGCUCUUCAAGGCGGGACGGUGAGUUGCGCACUAGGCUCUUCAUCAAGUAACAGAAGCUCUCCAAACACUUCGAGUUCACCAAAAAUGGAGGGCACGAACAACACGACAUCGUGGUUUCAGUUUGAAAACUCUUCCAACAAAACGCCCAAACCCGAAGACGAGGAGGUGAAGCUGAGUUACCAAGUGGUCACAUCGUUCCUGCUUGGCGCGCUCAUCCUGUGCGCAAUAUUUGGGAACGCGUGCGUCGUUGCGGCCAUCGCCUUGGAGCGGUCUCUCCAGAACGUGGCCAACUACCUGAUUGGCUCUCUGGCUGUCACCGACCUGAUGGUGUCGGUGCUGGUGCUGCCCAUGGCGGCGCUUUACCAGGUGUUGAACCGGUGGACUCUCGGGCAGAUUCCGUGCGACAUCUUCAUCUCUCUGGACGUGUUGUGCUGCACGUCGUCCAUCCUGCACCUCUGCGCCAUCGCUCUGGACAGAUACUGGGCCAUAACCGAGCCCAUAGAGUACAUGAAGAAGAGGACGCCGCGGAGAGCCGCAGUCCUCAUCAGUGUCACCUGGCUCGUAGGUUUCUCCUCUCAGUGCCGCCCAAUGCUGAUCAUGCGCUCCCAGCCCGGCAGCGUGGCAGAGGACAGGGCAAACCCCAAGCAGUGCAAGAUCAGGCAAGACCCGUGGUACACAAUAUACGCGACCUUUGGGGCUUUUUACAUCCCGCUGACGCUAAUGCUUGUUUUAUAUGGACGGAUUUUCAAAGCCGCCAGGUUUCGCAUCAGGAGGACGGUGCGUAAAACGGAGAAAAAGAAAGUGUCCGACUCCUGCUUGGCGCUUUCUCCUGCCAUGUUCCACAAAAAGACUCCCGGUGACGCGCAGGGCAAAAGCUGGAAGAGGAGCGUUGAGCCCCGGCCGCUGCCGAGCGUCAACGGCGCGGUGAAACACGCGGAGGACGGCGAGUCUCUGGAGAUCAUUGAAGUUCACAGCAACUUUAAAGGCAACCUGCCGCUGCCCAACACCCCGAGCUGCGUGCCUUUGUUCGAGAGCAGGCACGAAAAGGCAACCGAGGCGAAGAGGAAGAUCGCGAUGGCCCGGGAGCGCAAAACGGUGAAGACUCUGGGGAUCAUCAUGGGCACCUUCAUCCUCUGCUGGCUGCCCUUCUUCAUCGUUGCCCUGGUCAUGCCUUUUUGCCAGGAGUCGUGCUACAUGCCCCGCUGGCUGGAGGAUGUAAUUAACUGGCUUGGCUACUCCAACUCUUUACUGAACCCGAUCAUAUACGCGUACUUCAACAAAGACUUUCAGAGCGCUUUCAAGAAAAUAAUCAAGUGUCAUUUCUGCAGACCAUGACGGGCGUUGAUUUGAGAAGAGGAGCAGCCCUAAACAACCAAGAGCCUAUAAAUGAGAUAGUUUUGAAGACUGAAUUAUGAUAAAAAAUCACAGAGGAGGGCUGACAAUAAUUACUGUUGAUCAUCAUCAUUAUUAUCAGUGCUGAAACGCUCCCAGAAGAUGUCCGUGUAGGCAUAGAUAACGCUGUGACGUCUGAUUGAAAGCUCCGUGCUCCUCAUCCUGUUCUGUAAUGUUCAAUAAAGAAACAUUUUUUUAUACA